Fukomys damarensis (Damara mole-rat) is the source of this 4264-nucleotide messenger RNA. RefSeq names its product proprotein convertase subtilisin/kexin type 1 (gene Pcsk1). Bases 422 to 2686 code for a protein of 754 amino acids. Gene Ontology annotation, biological process: protein processing. Gene Ontology annotation, cellular component: trans-Golgi network; Golgi membrane. The record is from RefSeq and is a predicted model, not a curated record. Lineage: Eukaryota; Metazoa; Chordata; Mammalia; Rodentia; Bathyergidae. The transcript is spliced from 14 exons. Gene Ontology annotation, molecular function: serine-type endopeptidase activity.
UCUCCUUGCUACAGACAGGGAGCAGAAUGAACUGAUCCCAGCAAACGGUUUCUUCCUUUCCUGAAUCCCCCGCUGCUUAUUUUAGCCGCUUCUCCACCCCGCCGGGAAUACCAUCCAGAUCUUAGUCCAGGUAGAUCUGACGUCAAGCGAUGGCUUUCGUCGAUUUGACGUGUAAACACUCAUUUCCAUUCUGGCUGGGAAGGGCUGGGGCUCCUCUCAGCCGGGAGACCAAAGCGCUUCCCCGAGCACUCGCAGCCGCCCGGCCUCUGCUAGAGCGCCUCCCAGCUCUUCGCAGAGCAACCGGGAGCCAGGAGUGAUUCAGAGCCCGCGGAGGGGGAAGAUCCGGGCUGCUGGCUUUUUCUCCUAUAUUGCUUCUUUUCCCUCGCUCCUUCCCACUUGUGUACGACUGAGUGCGAGAGCCAUGGAGCGGAGAGCCUGGAGUCUGCAGUGUGCUGCCUUCGCUCUCUUUUGCGCUUGGUGUGCACUGAACAGUGUAAAAGCGAAGAGGCAGUUUGUCAAUGAAUGGGCGGCGGAGGUCCCCGGGGGCCCGGAAGCAGCCUCGGCCAUAGCCGAGGAGCUGGGCUAUGACCUUUUGGGUCAGAUUGGAUCACUUGAAAAUUACUAUUUAUUUAAACAUAAAAACCAUCCCCGAAGGUCUCGGAGAAGUGCCCCUCAUAUCACUAAGAGAUUAUCUGAUGAUGAUCGUGUGAUAUGGGCUGAGCAACAGUAUGAAAAAAAGAGAAGCAAACGCUCAGCCCUAAGAGACUCAGUGCUACAUCUCUUCAAUGAUCCAAUGUGGAAUCAGCAGUGGUACUUGCAAGAUACCAGGAUGACUGCAGCCUUGCCCAAGCUGGAUCUCCAUGUGAUACCCGUUUGGGAAAAAGGCAUCACAGGCAAAGGAGUUGUUCUCACCGUACUGGACGAUGGCUUGGAGUGGAAUCACACAGACAUCUAUGCCAAUUAUGAUCCAGAGGCUAGCUAUGAUUUUAAUGAUAAUGAUCAUGAUCCAUUUCCCCGAUAUGAUCCCACAAAUGAGAACAAACAUGGGACCAGAUGUGCAGGAGAAAUUGCCAUGCAAGCAAAUAAUCUCAAGUGUGGGGUCGGAGUGGCAUACAAUUCCAAAGUUGGAGGCAUACGGAUGUUAGAUGGCAUAGUGACGGAUGCUAUUGAGGCCAGUUCCAUUGGGUUCAACCCUGGACACGUGGACAUCUACAGCGCAAGUUGGGGCCCUAAUGAUGAUGGGAAGACCGUGGAGGGGCCCGGCAGACUAGCCCAGAAGGCUUUUGAAUAUGGUGUCAGACAGGGGAGGCAAGGAAAGGGCUCCAUCUUUGUCUGGGCUUCUGGGAAUGGGGGGCGUCAGGGAGAUAACUGUGACUGCGAUGGCUACACGGACAGCAUCUACACCAUCUCCAUCAGCAGUGCCUCCCAGCAAGGCCUGUCACCUUGGUACGCCGAGAAGUGCUCGUCCACACUGGCCACCUCCUACAGCAGCGGUGAUUACACUGACCAGCGAAUAACAAGCUCAGACCUGCACAACGACUGCACUGAGACCCACACAGGGACCUCGGCAUCUGCACCUCUGGCUGCUGGCAUCUUUGCUCUGGCCCUGGAAGUAAACCCGAACCUCAGCUGGAGAGACAUGCAGCAUCUGGUUGUCUGGACCUCUGAGUAUGACCCACUGGCCAAUAACCCUGGAUGGAAAAAGAAUGGAGCGGGCUUGAUGGUGAAUAGUCGAUUUGGAUUUGGCUUGCUAAAUGCCAAAGCUCUGGUGGAUUUAGCUGAUCCUCAGACCUGGAGCAGUGUACCUGAGAAGAAAGAAUGUGUUGUAAAAGACAAUGACUUUGAGCCCAGAGCCCUGAAAGCUAAUGGAGAAGUUAUUAUUGAAAUUCCAACAAGAGCUUGUGAAGGACAAGAAAACUCUAUUAAGUCCCUGGAACACGUGCAAUUUGAAGCAACAAUUGAGUAUUCCCGUAGAGGGGACCUUCAUGUCACACUCACUUCUGCUGCUGGAACCAACACUGUACUGUUGGCUGAAAGGGAGCGGGACACAUCCCCUAAUGGAUUUAAGAAUUGGGACUUCAUGUCUGUUCACACUUGGGGAGAGAACCCUGUAGGCACCUGGAUUUUGAGAAUUGCAGAUAUGUCUGGAAGAGUGAAAAAUGAAGGGAGAAUUGUGAACUGGAAGCUGAUUUUGCAUGGGACCUCUUCUCAGCCAGAGCACAUGAAACAGCCUCGUGUGUACACAUCUUACAACACCGUUCAGAACGACAGAAGAGGGGUGGAGAAGAUGGUGGAUGCACGAGAGGAGCAGCCCACACAACAGAACCUGAGUGAGGACCCCCUGGUGUCUAAAAGCCCCAGCAGCAGCAGCAGUGUGGGGGAUAAAUGGGAUGAGCAGGUGGAGGGGGCCCCUUCCGAGGCCAUGCUGCAACUCCUACAAAGUGCUUUCAGUAAAAACUCAGCUCCAAAGCAAUCACCAAAGAAGUCUUCAAGUGCAAAGCUCAACAUCCCUUAUGAAAAUUUCUACAAAGCCCUGGAAAAGCUGAACAAACCUUCCCAGCUUAAAGACUCUGAGGACAGUCUCUAUAACAACUACGUGGAUGUUUUCUAUAACACAAAAUCUUAUAAGCACAGAGAUGACCGGCUGCUGCAAGCUCUGGUGGACAUUCUGAAUGAGGAAAAUUAAGCAAGUAUGUGGUCCCAAGUUGGAAAUAUUCACGCAUCUUCCUUCCCCCUUAGAAUUUGCUUGUGUCUGAAGUGGUUGUUUUGUCAUUGAUUCUAUGCUUAUAAUAUCCUUUGUGGUACUUUUCCUUUUCCUCCCCAAACUGUACAUUUGAAGGAGAUGAGCUCAGAUAGGAAAUCCAGCUUCCAGACUUGAUCAUAGCUCUUUCAAAAUAUGUCUUCCCUGCCUGCACAAAUGAAGUGUUUUGUUCUUUCUGGAGUCACAGUUGACACAUGACUCCAUGCAACACUAGAAUGCCUCCCUAAGCCUGCCGAUGUCAUUCCAUACAAGAAGGGGAAAGCCUGGGAGAUCCAUUAAUACGAAAAAAAUCUUUGCCAUGUGCUUCUUUGAAUUUUGAUGCUAAAGAAGCAUUUACAAAGUAUCGAAUUAAAAAGCUCACAACUAGGCCCAUACCCUAGAACCUAGACCUUUCUACUUCAAAGUACUACUCAUUGUGGGAGUGACAAUCUAGGCAUUUUGGAGAAAAAUCUGGAUCUUCUAGACCCAGAAACAGACCUUGAAAUUUGGUUGUCUGGUAAGAUGGGUUCCAGAACAUUCCUGCAUGCUUGACAUGCCUUGCAAGCCUUUAUAGAUCUAAGGUGGCUGUGACACAUGCUGCAUGUCCUGGUCUUCCUCUUGUUCUCUUUCUUUGGGAGGUUUCCCUACCUGUCUCCUUUCUCAGCCACAAAUUCAAUAUUGAGAGAUUAAUAUAUACCAUUUCCUCAGUAAAUUUAUACUCAUAAUUUGCUUAAUAAUAAUAAUAACAAUAAUAAUAAUAAUAAUAAUAAUAGCCAACCACUCCUAAUAUGAAAAGUCAGUGUAAUAACAGGAAAAUAUCUAUAAUGGGGAGAACCAGGGAGUGAUUUUGCUUAUUUAAAAAAUGAUGGUCACUAGAACAGAUUAGUCUGGAUAUUUGAAACUGAGUGUUCAUUUUUGGAUAUGAGAGGAUCUUCUUCCAUCUUCCAGCUGGUAGUAUCCAAAUUCUCCUCAAAUUGCUUCUUUCCUUCAAGUCAGAAGACAUGAAGUGCAGCCCAUAGGCCUUACUGAUUCCUCUGAUAGCAUCUGUUUGGCAUUCAGAAUGUUUUUUUAAUGAGAUAUUGUCGAAAAUAUAAAGUUUUGAAUAAAACUGGAUAUUUAGACCUACAUACAUCUGUGGAAACAGUUAAAACUGAGUAGCAGCUGCCCAGUUGGAUUUAAGGUCCAGGUCCCUCUGGCCUGCUCUACCCUACUUAGAUGGGGCACCUUAUUCCUUACUGGUCAACAUCCCAUAGGCAUUUGAAUUUCCCCACUUUUAUGCUAAUAUGUUCAAAGUGCAAAUGUAGUAGAAAAGAAAAAAAAGCUAUCCUCAACUUCUUUCAGGCAAGUUUAUCAUUAACUAUUAUGAGUUUGCUAUAAUCUAAUUAAUUUAAGUUACAUUUACAGGCAAAAAACUAGUUACUUUUUACACUUUAGGAAGUACCUCUGAAAUCUAGUUUGAAGACCAGGGAUUUAGCUCAGUAGUUCCAGCACCUGCAUCACAAGUGUGAGGACCCAAGUUCGAUC